AUGACCGGCGACAACUCGAGACUCAAUGGCCGGCGGGCGGAGGAAGAGCCUAAUGAGCGCACGCCGCUCAACACCACCGCCUCGAGCAGCUUGGGCAAUAUGUCGGCCGUACCCAGCCUCACACAUAAUUCGAAUGGGAAGCCAUACGCAGAAGACGAGCGCGCGUGGGUUCGGAUACCUUCAACUUUUGCGCGCCUGACGUGGGCAACUUUGGCAAGCAACUACGUCAACGUGUUGUUGGUUUGCGUGCCGGCUGGUAUCGUUCUGGGAGCUCUGGGCGCCAACCCAACUGCCGUCUUCGUCGUGAACUUCUUGGCCAUCGUUCCCCUAGCCGCGCUCCUGAGUUUCGCGACAGAAGAGCUUAGCGUCAAGCUUGGUCAGACCGUGGGAGGCCUCAUGAAUGCGACCUUUGGCAACGCUGUGGAGCUCAUCGUAAGCAUCUUGCGCCUCAUGUCAGAAGUCAUGGCCCCUGACAGCUUUCUAGGUCUCGGUUGUCGCCCUUAACAAAGGAGAAAUUCGCAUUGUCCAAGCUAGCAUGCUUGGCUCGAUCUUGUCGAACAUCUUGCUGGUCCUUGGCUGUUGCUUCAUCUCUUCUGGUAUCCGUCGAGGCGAGAGCAGGUUCAACGAGACUGUUGCGUCGACCAUGUCUUCCCUCAUGGCCGUUGCAGCAACCUCGCUGAUCAUCCCUGCAACCAUGUACGCGGCCCUUACUAGAAGCGAUGCGGAUUCCGAGGGCAACAUCCUUAUCUUGUCCCGUGGUACCGCCAUCAUCAUGCUUAUCCUGUACUGCCUCUACCUCUUCUUCCAGCUGAAGACUCACGCCAGUCUCUUCGACGCAGAGGCCCAGGAGGGCGGCGAUGGCGAGGGCGAGGGAGAGGAGAAGGAGCCAGAAAUCUUGGGACCUAUCCCAGCCACGGUUUGCCUGAUCCUGGUCACCGUCCUUGUAGCUGUUUGCGCCGAGUAUCUGGUUGACAGCAUCGACUCCAUUGUCGCUUCCUCUGGUAUCAGCAAGACCUUUAUCGGUCUGAUCCUGCUGCCAAUUGUCGGCAAUGCAGCCGAGCACGUCACUGCGGUUGUCGUGGCCUUCAAAGACAAGAUGGACCUUGCUAUUGGUGUUGCCAUUGGCAGUUCCAUGCAAAUCGCUCUCUUCGUCACUCCGUUCCUGGUCAUUCUUGGCUGGAUCAUGGGUCAGGAGAUGACCUUGAAUUUCCAGGGAUUCGAGACCGUGGUGUUCUUCCUCAGUGUGCUUGUGGUCAACUACCUUAUCCAGGACGGCAAGAGCAACUACCUCGAAGGUUGCAUGUGUCUAGGAACUUACAUCAUCAUUGCCCUUGCCUUCUGGGUGUAUCCCGAGGACGCCGGAGAUAUCUCACAAAUGGUGUCGAGGUUCUUUGCGCAUUGA
Messenger RNA from Lecanosticta acicola, 1402 nucleotides. NCBI's taxonomy places the organism in Eukaryota, Fungi, Ascomycota, Dothideomycetes, Mycosphaerellales, Mycosphaerellaceae. The record is from the annotation of a GenBank genome assembly.